ACAUUUUCUACAGUUUAAUUAUGUUGUGAAACUGUACAGUGUAGCAUGAUGCUCUAAAAAUGGCCUCCACCUAAUGUGUAACAGGAAACAGACUGGGGCACGUAGGCCUAACAUGUCAACAAGAUUAGACAGCAGCUGACACAUGUUGUUCGUGAAUCUCACAGGUACAAUCUGAUUUAAAAGAAUUCUUUCUAAGGUUGUCAUCAGUAGAUCACAGGGUGACAUGAUUCAUGUUUUAACAUUCAACAUUCUUCUCAUCGUUCAGCAGAACACAUGGCUUCCAUGAAGUAAUUUUUAUCGUCCUGUGGCCAGGAGUAUACAAUGAAGUUGGACAAUACCUUUCACUGAUAUUAUAAAAUGAUCUUGAGUUACAGCUAAUUUUUGGAACCUUUUUAUAUAGACUCAAGUAUCGAGCAUAUACCCUGAAAGGAGGGUACAACUUUUCCUGGCGGGAAGUUCGGUCUUGCCUUUCUCUGUUGGGCUGCUACUCUGUACAGAAUUCUCCGGACCAAUCAAAUUGUUUGGGCGGGCUUUACACAAUGGUGGAUAGAUGAGCAACAGUUGUCUUGUCUCGCAUCAUCUUAGGUUGAUUUUGAUUGCAACAGAAACACUAUAGCUAUAAAUGCAUAUUAUUUUCAUGCAGAUGGCCUUUCAUUUAGCCCACUUGAAAAUGGAGUUUUCAUCACGGAUUAUCACACGAUUAUUUCUGAAAACUUAGGCCUACGUGGAUAUGUGGGGAAACUCUGGUUUCACUUUCACUAGUUUUCCAAAUAGCCUACCCUGCUACAUAUUUCAUUGUCUUAGAUUUUCCUAUCGGGUGUUGUACAAGCUACUGACAGUGCAAUAGGCCUAACUAAAAAAAAAAAAGACCAGAAGAGAUAAGCUAUUAUAGGCUAUUUCGUUGCUAUGUUUGGUUAGAUCUAUCCAAAGAGUGCUGAGCCAUCCCCCCGCCCUGUAUCGUUUGAAACACGCCCCAUAAUCACAGUCCAAGGGAUUAGUUUCAGACUCACAUUCUGACCAUAAUUGUGAGUAUGACGUCGUCAGGCUAUUUGUACCUGGCAACUGACAUGAAAUGUAGUCACAUUUGCUACAGUUUCGUUACAUUGUGAUUCUGUACAAUGUAACAUGAUGGAUGACAAGUCAUGUCUGAGAGCCCAAACCGAAAUGUUAUAAGUAAAAACACUAACAAAAUACUUGUAUGGCGGACUUCCUUUACACAUUUUACUAACACAAUGGGCACAAUAUUUGAUAGGCUUCUUCCUGAGGUUUGUUGACAUUCCACAUUCUUCAAAUAGUAAGCAGAAGACAUGGCUUCCGUGAAGUCAUUUCCAUUGUUCUGUAGACAGCAGGUACACCGGGAAGUUGGAGACCGAAAAUUGUAACUGAUAUACAGUUGAUAACAAACUAUACGAGGACAUAUUCAAGGAUAUAUACUUGGUAAUGACUCCUUUGGAUAAAUCCUGUUUUCCCCCAGCUUCUGAAACUAAACAAGAUGAUUUGACAAAGGGCUCACUCACAAAUGAUGAGUUAUAUGACGAAGUUGACAUGCAAACAGAUAUAUACACAUCUGUGGUGGAGCCUGAACAAAGCAGAGGUGUCAGUGCAGCUGGGAUGGAUGAGUGGCGUAUCAUGCUGUUGGGGAGGAGAGGGGCUGGGAAGAGCUCCAGUGGAAACACCAUUCUUAGGCAGCAAGUAUUCCCUGUCAUCAGGUCUUUGAGCAGGGUCACGCAGGUUUGUGAUCGGAGAGAGGGAACAGUGGACGGAAGGCCCGUGGCUGUGAUUGACACACCAGGACUCAAAAACUCCUCUGGCGAUGAAAAGAAAGUUAUUCGUGAGAUCCUAAAAAGCUUGUCUUUCUACAAGCCUGGUCCUCACGUCUUCCUGGUCGUUUUGCCCAUCGGAAAUCUGACAAAAGACGACAUUCAGGUCCAUAAAAUAAUACAAAGCAUGUUUGGGAAGAGGGUCUGGCGAUAUACUAUCUUGUUAUUUACCAAUGGAGACACUCUGGAAGGGACUGCUGUAAGUGAGGCUAUCAGCGGUGCAGACCAAGAGCUGCGUGAAUUGAUCCGUAAAUGCAGUGGAGGAUUUGUGGUUUUCAACAACAAGGACGUGGCAAACCGGACCCAGGUGACUUUGCUCAAGGAAAGGAUAGACACCCUGAUGGCCAUCAAUGGCAACAGGUGGUACCGAAGAGAGUAUUACCCGUUCUUGGAAAAGAAGAUCAGAGAGAGGCAUGAGAAGCACAUGGAGGAGAGAUCAGAAGACAUCGCCGAAAAGGUGAGGGAAAUGAAGACGCUCUACAACGACGACGAUGAGGUGGAGGAGAAGAAACGAGAACUCUGGAGGAAGGUAGACGAAGAGCUGAGGUUUCUUGCUGAGCAUCCACGAAAGUUCAGCAAGAAACUGAAAAUGAAAAAGUCUGAAUAAGUCCAGUCCAUUGUUUAUGUCGGACAUAAGAACAAAUAAAAACAGUCAACUAUUUGAGUAAGUUGUGAGUACUGUGAGUAUGUGUAUAAGAUAUUUUUCGGAAGUAAUAGGCUACAGUAGCCUAGGCUAUUAGAACAUUUUUGCUUUUGAUGACAAAUUACAUUACACCAACUUACUGUAUAUUUGACUGAUCCUUCCCUAUGCUGUAAUGGAAAAAUACUUAGGCCUAUAAUAAUUACACCUAUAAUAUAGGCUAUAAUAUAAAUGACCUACUAAAUGCAUGUCACAUGUUUUCAUGCAUUAGAAUGAUACCUCAUAUGCUACCAUCUGCGAGUAUUUUAGGUUUUCAUGCGAAGGAACAUUUUAUUUGUUUCAAUUUUGUUGCAUGAAAACGAACCUUUGUGAUUUUAACCCGUGUGUUGUCUUUGGAGUCAAAAACUCCACAGUUAUACAGUAUACAGUAUAACCCCUCUAAAUUAUCUGUUUUCAGCUUGAAAGCUUGCCUUUAUGCAUUGGAAUGACAGCUUCUACCAUCUGCGUUAAUUUUUUUGAUGUGAAGGAAUAUCUCAUUUGUUUCAAUUUUGUUUCAUGAAAACAAACCUUUGAGGUUUUACCCAAUUGUGUUGUCUUAGGAGUGAAAAAACUCCACAAUUAUGUUAAGCAGUUUAGAACAUUUCUAAAUUAUCUGUUUUCUGCUUGAAAGCUGCUUCUGUUAAUAUUUCUAUUAAAAUGUGUCCAAUUUUAAAAGUCAACAUCUUUCUCAAUUGUCUGACGUAAGUCUAUGCAAGUUGCAAAGCUAAUGUUGGUUGAGUAGGCUACCAGACAUUAUUUGAAUCACAACGAAUGAUGGACAAAAUAAUAAUCAUUAAUCAAUAAUGAAUA
Molecule: messenger RNA, 3309 nt
Organism: Sardina pilchardus (European sardine)
Lineage: Eukaryota; Metazoa; Chordata; Actinopteri; Clupeiformes; Clupeidae
Product: GTPase IMAP family member 4-like
Exons: 3
Coding region: 1441-2427 (328 amino acids)
Molecular function (GO): GTP binding
Source: RefSeq, a predicted model, not a curated record